CAGGUCGAGCUUUCUGCUUACCAAAGCGCACCGAGUUCCGCUCAGCCUCGCCAAUCGUGUUGCGCUGUGGUUCAGCACCAUUGCAGUGUGGAGAGAUCAUACGGAGGUGUAGCUCGCGGAGAGAGGGAUCAUUUGAAGGAAAGAUACUCGACCUGAGUGACUGCUCUGGGCAAACACGACCCCUAGCUACUUCACUGAUACAGUCACCGCGUGACAUUGCCAUUAGCAGCUUCAGUCCGGGUGACCCUCAGUGAUAGACAAAUGUGUGACACCGUGGAGAAUCAUUUGCCUCUCCCAGUGGAGAUCUGAGUUCUGGGACACUGAGGCAGCCGCGGGGGGGGUCUCUGAGGAAGAUGCUUGGUUCAGAGCGCGGUGUUGUUGAAGAAUGGCUCUCAGAAUUCAAGUCCUUACCAGAAACCCACAUCCCCAACUACGCCAGCAGCAUUCAUCUGAAGAAGUCCCUGGUGCAAGCACUCUACAGAGUCAUCCAGGACCCCAACAAUGAGCUGCUGGAGCCUGUGUGCCACCAACUCUUCGAGCUGUAUCGUAGCUCUGAUGAUCGCCUGCGCCGCUUCACCCUGCAGUUCCUGCCUGAGCUGGUGUGGGUAUAUCUGCGCAUCACAGCCAGCAGGGAUCGUCAGAGCAACGGGUGCAUCGAGGCCCUCCUCCUGGGCAUCUAUAACCUGGAGAUCGUGGACAAAGACGGCAACAGCAAGCUCCUCUCCUUCACAAUCCCAUCUCUGUCCAAGCCAUCGAUAUAUCAUGAGCCUUCUAGCCUGGGAUCCAUGGCACUGACAGAGGGGGCCCUCUGUCAACAUGACCUGAUCAGAGUGGUGUACAGCGGCCUCCACCCACAGAGAGAGACCUUCACAGCUCAGAACAGGUUUGAAGUGCUGUGUUUCCUCAUGCUCUGCUACAACUCUGCCGUGGUGUACAUGCCCCUAUCUUCCUAUCAGUCAGUAUGCAGAAUGAGCUCACGGCUGUGCGUAUGUGGCUUCCCCCGGCAGCAGCAGAAGCUUUGGAGGGAACCUUGCAACCGUGUGCUGUUGGACCCCGAGUUCAUGGUGCAGAUGCUGACUGCAGUUUAUCACGCCAUAUACAAUGGGGAGUGGGAGAUGGGGCAGGAAGCCCUGGAGGACAUUCUGUACAGAGCCCAGCUGGAGCUUUACUCCCAGCCUCUCUUGCUGGGGAACGCCAUGAAGAACUCGCUGCCAGACAGGGCUCCCGAUGAGCCGCGGGGGCGCAAGGUGCUCCAGGUGGAGGUGACACCCACCAUUAGCCGCAUUUCUAUCUCAGCCAUCACCACCGCCUCCAUACGACGCCACCGCUGGAAGAGAGAGGAUUGUUUUGACUACUCAACCGGUGCAGACUUGAGCCUCAUCGUCAAUCCUCCUAGCCUCGCCCAGCACCACCACACUCCCUGGGACCCCGCAGCCAAAGAGGAGAGAGAAGGGCGGCCUCACAGCCACCACAGCAGCAGCAGCAGCAGCAUCAUCCCCCCCAUCACAUUUGAGGAUGCUGAUGGUAUGAGCGGCGGGGAAGAUUCCUUCAACGUCAACGACCCAGACGAGGGUUUCUCCUCCGGGGCAUCUAACAGCAGCCAGCCCAGUGGCACCAAGGCGGGCGGCAGUGUGGGGCCGCGGGGCGGCAGCCUGAACAGCAGCAGCAGCAGCAUCAAGAAAGCCAUCACGGCCCGGCUGUCUCGGGACAAAGAGAGAGAGCGGGAGAAGGAGCGGGAGAAGGAGCGGGAGAAGGAGCGGGAGAAGGAGCGGGAGAAGGAGAGGGAGAGGGAGCGGGAAGCCGAGAAACAGGCAGAUUUGUUAGCGGAUCACCAGGCUGUUGUGAGGCGGCACCACCAGAGGCACCAAUCGCCUCCAGCCAGCAUCACAUUGGAUGCCAUCCAGCUGAGCCCCAUAAAGAAGCACCUGAGCUUCCCUACGGGGCCCAUGCUGGUGCGGACUGGCAGCACCUCCUCCAGCAAGUCCUUUGACUGCAUGAAUUUCAACCUGAAUGGAGGCGAUGAUGAGCGAGAGAAGGCGGCAGGGGGCUCUGACAAGGAAGGAGGGCUUCCAGCAGGCGGCUCCCACCGCCACUCCACCAUUAGCCUGAAGGAGGAGCACCUCAUCAGGCCAGAGGACGCCCAGGAUCUCCUGUCUCCUGGAGCUCCUCUCACCAAGCAGUCCCGCUCCCCCAGCUUCAACAUGCAGAUCAUAUCACAGGUCUAACUACAGCGCAGGACAUGGGACACACACACACACACACACACACACACACACACACACACACACACACACACACACACACACACACACACAGAACACCUGUUCAUAACACUCAUCCUCAUGCAGUUUUUCUCUGCGACUCUUUACAACCCUAUUAUGAAAAUGUUUGUCUACCUAUACUGUAUGUGUUGGUGUGUGUAUGUGUGCGUGUGUGUGUGCUAAAUAGUUGUGUCUCCACCCUUUUAACUUCCAUUACAAUCGUGACCUGCAGUCGUUGCUGGUGGGUUUAGCCUUACUGAAAAUGGAACAAGAGAAAAGUAGGAAGUGAUGACUGCCCAUUGCUGUUACUACAGUCCAGCAUGUCACUGCAUCCUCCGUCUAACCCAGCUGAGCAUUCCACACAAACUCCUCAAAAGAAGGAAGUGUUGAAAGAAAACUUGUAAGGAUAUAUAUAUAUAUAUAUAUAUAUAUAUAUAUAUAUAUAUAUAUAUAUAAAUAAAUAACAUUUCAGAUUUUUUGAGUUCCUGACUGAAUCAGUCGACAAUGAAUCAGCAAUAACACUUACCGUCGCUCCAUGUAGAGAAGAGUGGGGAUUAUUGCUUUUUUUCAUUCCUUCCCUUUUCAUUCCCCGGGCUCACGUGCAAUCGUUCUUGCUGAUUAUCUUCCUUGUUAAUUGCUUCUUUUUUUAAGUAGGCAUAAAUGGUUUUAAAUGAAUAAAAUUCCUUUUUAAAUGUUUUUUUUUUUUUUUUUAAUUAAAUCACAACCCAAAUAAGGUAGCAUUUGUUCUUUACUUGUUUGACAGUUAUUUGGCAGAAAUCAGACAGAUCCAACAGUUUAUUAUCUAGUCUUCAGCCCACGAACUUCCUUUUAUUCUGUAAUUAUAAUAGUCUCAUUUGAUCUAUAAAAUCUGACUUUUAAGAUUGUUGUCAAACCAAACUGGAAUGUGGUAAGGGUUUGUCUUGCCCCAAGCUUUUAACUGGACAAAUCUAAAGAAAUCCGUACUGUGCAGCUACAAGAGGAAUGAAUUCAUCUUGUGACUUCAAAUCUGAAGCUUAAUCUUGUGGAAGAAGUGGAUGAAAACAUUGUUGACAGUGCAGCUUUGGGUCUGAAGCUGAAAGGCAAUGACUGUAUUUUAUAUUGGAUUGUUAUUAUGGUUCAGACCAUUGAAUGGGUGCUUCCAUCCCAACGCAGUUGUCAGUGUGUUUGUCAGGCUCUGGCUUGUGUGCGGUGUCAUGUCUGAGCCGGUGACAUACUGCCCUCUGGAGGCUCGUAUUAGUCACUGCGCUUUCAGCAGUCACCAUGACGAUGGUCUCGCGCUUUGCACUCUGAUUGGAUGACCAUGAAACAUUUUGUUCUACCUCAUUGUGUGUUCACCCUGCCACUCAGACGCCUGUCUCCCAAUCACACGCAGGAUUUAAAGAUCCCCUUAGGUUUUAAACUGGGGGAGUAAAUAGUGGGGACCAAACUGGUUUCACGCUGCAACUGUAAUGACACUGUAAAAUCUGUGCGUUCACGUGAGGAGUUUUGACUGAAUAUCUCGGCCUUGCGUUUCAGUUUAAUCACACCAUGCACAAAACCUAGCUGCAAAACAAGAACACAACGGUCUUCAGGUUUUCUGUCAUAUAUCAAACAACCACAUCAGGAUUAACUUGAUUAUUUGAAUUCCCUAGAAAUGUCCUGCUGAUCUUUUUUUUUAUUUUUUUUUUGUCAUUUUUGAAGUGCAAUUUUUUUUAUUCUCAUGUGCAUGGAGUUGGAUCUUCUCUGCUGUUAAAUGCCUGCAUCUGCCUGCACAGUGCUAGCUAGCCUUCUGUAGUGCUCCCUGCCCAGGCUGAGUGAUUUGAACAUGGCGUGCUUGUCUGCAUGUUUAGUGCCCUGCAAAGCACUGCUGUUUCAGAUGCGUGAAACAGCCAGCGAGCCAAACCCAAGUCUCGUCCUCGUCUUUGCCAGAUGUGCCAAUACACAUCCUCUCCUUAAGGAAAUCUAUGUUUUGCUUGGAUGUCUUAAGUUAAAAUGAUUAUUGCGUGUUCCGUUGACUGGUCUUAUUUCAAAGUUAAGGGACAAAGAAAAAGGGAUGUUUGGACUUACGGCUCUGCGUGCCCUUAGCUCUACCUAUUUUGAUAUGAAUAUUCUUUUCACUCAUCACAGGUGUGUGCGACACACUGGACUUUCACUGUCAUCCCUAUUUGCUGUUCACAUGUAAAAGCAGUAUAUUAUGCGUCUGUGUACCGUAGAUGUCAGCUGUUGUAUUGCAUUUCCCAUGUCUUGCUCAAGUGCUUAUUUAAAAUAAGGAUGAAUGAUUAAUGUAUAUAGACAAGUCAGUUCAGUCCGCAGUGAAAAAUCCCACACACUCAUGCUCCCGCUGUGCUGGAAACCUUCACAGCUGCUGCUCCUGGUCCUGAGUGAGUCCUGUGUGCGCUUUAGCCUUAAACAUUUCAGGCCAAAAAGCCUUGAUCGUCAGCUCUUUGGGCUCCCAUGCUCCUCCUGGACUGGACUGUGUAAGAAGAAGAGGAGAGGAGGGCAGCUACAGUUCACACUCUCCCCUGCUCUGUCUGCUAUCAUCCCUGUGCUGUGUGGCUCACGAGCCGUGUUCCCAUUUGCUGUAUUUUACCGUGAGUUGAGUGGCACUUUUUUGCUGUUUUUAUAACUGGUGACGUGUUCAUGUCAUUAAUGAGUGCCCCUGACCAACGUUACCAGCAGCCAUGUUGGUUCUGUAGGUUGACUUAGAGUAACGGAUAGAGAAAUAUUCCUCAGUGUCUGAUUUGCAUGUUACCAGGGUGGGAAAUGAACACCAGCCAGUGACUGUUGAUACAACUGGACUAUGGCUGGAAAUUUGAUCUGCUGUUUAAUUUGGUAGUAUAAUGAGCCCUGAAAUCCACAUAAGGUCCACUUACAUUUCAAAAAAGGUUUAUAUAUAGGUGGUUAAUAAAAAAAAGAAAAAAAAAAGGUUCAAUGUGUACUUGGUCAGCCACUGUCGCUGGUGGACAAAGUUCAUUUCCUGUCCUGCAUGUGAUAACUGUGGGCUUUGUUUUCAUACAGUAUAAUGCACUUUAAUCCAUCCACCUCUUUCCUCAAGAUAGUUAUUGAAAUGAUAUAUGUGCAAACGUGUAUACACUCAAUGCAGGGUUUUAGUCUCUUUAAAGUAGUUCUAUGUGAUGUCACAUCCAACACAAUGCUAUUUUUGUUAAAGUCUAAGGGUACAGCUGUUUAUUAUUUUUUUAUUUUCAAAACCAAAAAUAAAAUAUUAAGGGGUCUGGAAGGUCUCAGGAGUUUAUUAAAAAGCCACAUAAAAAAAAAUAUAUAUAUAUUUAAAAAAAAUGGCAGCACCAAAAUUUCUGUUCUUGAAGUCAGAAUUGAUUCUAUGCAACAUUUUUUCCCCUUUUUUGUUUUUGGUGUUACCGGCUUUCAUUGAUCCGUGUCGGGUGAGACGAGCAGAUGCAUUUAAGAUGAUUUUUUUAAAUUGCAAGUGCUCAAUAGCUUCCCCAUUCAGUAAUUCAGAGUGAAGGACCUCUCAUGUGGGUGAAGAAGACCAUCUAAUUUUCAUCCGACUGCGCUCACAAAGAGAACGCUGCACUGGGACUUUUGGUGCAGGCCGGGCCCUUCUGUGAGUUCGCUGCUCUGUGGCUCAAAGACGUCAGUUGGUGUAUGAGAUAUAGACAGAUUAUCAAUGAUGAAUCUAAUCUAGAUGCUCCGAGGAAAGCUGCUGGACGAUGUGAUAACACUGUACUAUUGAUGUUAUAUAAAUGGAGAAAAAGACUUAUUUUAAAUCUUGUAAAUAUAAAAUGUACAAAGGUGAAAGCAAGAUAAAUAUAACAAACUGAAGAUCAGCCUGAGAUGUAGAGAGAAAUUAAUCUGUAUAUUGUUGAAUAAAUAUUGUGCCGUAAGGGA
Perca fluviatilis (European perch) is the source of this 6107-nucleotide messenger RNA. Its product is annotated as protein FAM126B. Gene Ontology annotation, biological process: protein localization to plasma membrane; phosphatidylinositol phosphate biosynthetic process. NCBI's taxonomy places the organism in Eukaryota, Metazoa, Chordata, Actinopteri, Perciformes, Percidae. Bases 354 to 2225 code for a protein of 623 amino acids. Gene Ontology annotation, cellular component: plasma membrane. The record is from RefSeq and is a predicted model, not a curated record. The transcript has 13 exons.